CAUGGGAUCAAGUGCUACCAAUGUGUUUCAGAAAAUAGCUGGGAUGACUGUGUCCCCGGAAACGACACCACGUGUUCAAAUUCAACCGGUUCUUGUUUACAACUUGAAUUUGAUGGAGACGUUCCAGGUAUUGGAACGUACAGGGUUUUUCAAAGAGAGUGCACCAUGAAAUCGGUAUGCAACCAAGACAUUUGCAAGAGAUUUAGACAGGCAUCUUCCACCGUCAGAAAGUGUGGUUUCGAAUGUUGCGAAAGUGACCUGUGCAAUAGAAACAUAUUAAAUGGCAGCAAUGGAGCCAAAGUACCAAUUGUCAGCGCUUUCCUGUUUUCGGUCUGCCGUCUUAUGUUUUUUUUCUGUUGAAACUGACGUAUGUUUUCAGUUCGAUUACAAUAGACUGUGAACACUUUUCGUUAAUAACUGCUGUUUAAACUUCUGUAGGCAAACUCGAGGAAAAGUUGGUAAAUACAUCUUUUUAGAUGAAAAGUAUAUGCUGAACACGGAAAGAUUGUUUACCAAGCUUGAUUUUGAGUUUUAAACCAUAAAAUCAGGCUUUGAAACAUGGCACCUAAUACCGAACAUGGAAACGAGGCUAAACUUUUGAACCACAUUUGAUUAGAGAAUUAUUGUCCCAAAUUAGUUAAUUAUAAUUUCCUCAUUGCAAAAAAGCUAAUAGAUGGCAGCUGGCUAAAUGAAACACGUUUACAUAUGGUAAAAGGUAGAUCUAGAAACCCCAUUUAAGCGGACUGCGUUCUUUAUUGUGUUCACAUAGCAAAGCAACGUAAAAUAUUAAAUUUCCUAUUUCUUUUAAUCAAACCAGUUUUAUCUCAAGGAUUGCACCACGCUGAAGAGCACUAUAACCUAAUAAGUUCAAUAUUUCAACCACUGCAACUAGUUUAUAAUUAUUUUCAGGGUCAGUGGCGUUAAUUCGGUUUGAGUAUAAAAACAAAACCAGAUUCGGCUACAAAAAGCUACUGGCUGUGUUUUAUUCUAAGCUGUGUAUGUUCUGUCGCACUUUGUAAUAAUCGACGCACUUUUUAAUACCUAUCACAAUUUGUAAUAAAAGACCAUGGUAUUUGUAAGAAAAUAAGCUGUCGCACUUUGUAAUAAACUUGAAAUGGAUGGUCGGAGGACAAGUUAACCCAAUAAUAAGUAUCAUCAUUGACAACAACAACAGCAACAACAAUAACAAUAAUAAUUGUUUAUUGAGGAUGUUUUAUAAUGAUUAUUAUUUAUAUAAGGGCCACUCAUAAAACGGCCACUACAAUAACACAGAAUAAUGUACUAUUCACUUCCAACAUCACAGGCAUAACUUGAUUGAGAUAAUGACGUAAUUUAAGAAGUCAUGUUGUUGAAUUUACCGGCAAAAUCCAAUUUCAUAAUACUCGUUAGUAUAUACACACUCAGUGAUCUUGGUAAUUCAAGCAAUCUGAUUGGUUAGCUAUCUCGGACUAUGACGUUAUAUUCACCGCGCUAGGCGGUGAAUAUAAAGCCGAGCAAAAUCGCUGUCGUGAACUGGGUGUUUUGCCAAAGUUUCAAAGUAAAACCUGUUUGAAAAUACACGAAUAUCCAAGUGCUGAUGACUUUGAAGGCAAGAAAAGACUUCAUGGUGUUUAAACAGCGUGAUUUAUUGUGAAGUGGUUUACUUUAGCUGACUUUUUGUACGCUCGAAGCUAUGUUUACCACUACAGAGGAAAACGAGGUCGCUUUGUCACUGUUUUGUGAUUUCGGGAUUUUCUCGCAAGACCAAUUUUGCCUAUAAAUAGAGGUUAAUUUAUGGAGAAGAGAGGAAGGCAAAUAUUUUCGAAAAUUGUACGUGCCAGCAAGUUAACAAGGCAAAGAACUUUGGAGAUAAACAACGCUUACCUUGAUCGCAGCCGCUGUUGACAGCAUUUGCAAGAAGCGACGAAGAAAACUUUCUCAUUCACGGUGAGUUGACAGAAACAAAUAAAGCUCUAGAUACUUUUCUUCUCAGAAUUGGGUAGUAAUUUAAAUUUUCGGCGUUUUCUUUUAAACCGUUGAUGCUAAAGCUUACAAAACUCGAUACAAAAGGAUUAAAACUAUCAUUUGCCAUGUUUGAAGAUACUGUAAAGAUCUAACUUUUGCGCAUCCACUGUUUACGGCUUCGUGUUCACGCAUGAAUUUUCACCCGUCAAUCAAACUAAUGGUUUUUUAAUGGUUUCCUUUCUGAUUCUGUUGAGAUCACUUCGUGUGAAGAUACUAAAACAAUUAUUCACCUCAGGCUCAGUUAAUAUUGUUGAAUAAUCCCCUCGACUUCGUCUCGGGGAUUAUUCAACAAUAUUAACUUCGCCUUCGGCGAAUAAUUGUUAAUUAUUAAACAAAUCGGACUCCCGCUACGCGGUCGUCCGAUUUUGUUAAUCACUCGUAUGAUUACAAACCGAAUUGGACUCCACUCAGUCCUGUUAUCAUUUCUAAUAAUAACGAUGAUGAUGAUGAGGAUGAUGAUGAUGAUAAUGAUUGUCUGAUUAUGAUAAUGAUUGUGGCAUCGUGUUGUACUCGAUGUUUGUGUUUUAAAGGUUGAACUGGUCGUUGUGUGUGUUUACAUCAUACUAGCUUAAAACGUCAGAGUCAUGCCUCGCUUGAGGAUACAGAUUAGUUUAUUUUGCAACGCACAUAAGCGAGACAAUGAAACAAAGAGUAAAAAGAAGAAGAAGAAGAAGGAAAAAAAAGAGAAAAAAGCAAGUCAGUAGAGGUCUUUACGACUGUAUAUUUCCGGUUGGUCACAAAUCCGGUUCCCUACACCGAACGUCAUGGCUUAACUUGAGUGGCGCGCAUUUCUAGUAAUUCUUAUUUUAUUUACUUUGUUGUUACCCACACAGCUUCAACGUUGGAGCACCCGAGUCCAGUCUUUUUUUUGUGAAGUACACCGUAAAGAAUGACAACGCCUCAGUGAGCGAUCAUUGAAAUCCACUCUUAUCAAGCUAUUAAAAUACACUCUCUGAAUAUUGAAAGAGCAUGACGAUUUAAGUUAUCCGUGAAAUUUUGAACGCGAUAUACGGUACAGUUUCGGAAAAAUUCUCUUUGAAAAACUCGAAAUUCUACAAAGAAUGCAUGGCUAAAUUGACGUUAUUGCUUGUAAAGAGCAGAAAAUUGGACUAAUUGCUCAAAUUAUAAUUAACCUUAAUUCGUACAUACGGCGAUGCUUCCAUGGGUUAAGUCGUAUGAAAGAGGAAAAAUGUCAGCAGUGACGUCAGCAAAGAUUCGCGUAUUGGAUAUUGCUUUCUGACGCACAUGGGGGCCAAGCUCUUUCACUCAAUAUAUCUGCGUCUCUUGUCUGGCUGAGAAACGUUCCACUUGUUAUAAGGUGCGGCACUGAAGAUUUUUUUACCUUGUCAGCGUUUUGAUCUUCAUUGACAAGCUCCCUACAAAAUGAAAUUUCUGUUUGCUUCGCUGUUGGUUUUCGCCUUUUGUAUCUCCGUAGGUAAGUACUGUAUGGCACUGUUAAACAUAUAUGCAUAUUUUACUUGAUAAGAGCUGCUACAUCGAUGCAAUUUGCCUCAAAAAGCUCUAGCUGUCAUUUAGUCAUUUAGCAGUCAUUUUGAAUGUUUUAUGCACUUUUGUUGUUGUAACCUAGGUGUCUAUCUUUGAACCUUACUGAAUAGUAUGAAAUUGCAAGUCGUUUACGUAGAAACUGGUUUAGGUGCAACGACCACCAAUAGUCCAAAUGAAAAGCCUCGUCCCCGCAGAAUGGCUUUUCAACUGAAUAAAACGGAAUGUGAGUUUAUUUAGGGUUAAGAGAUUUCGAAAGAUUGUAUUUGCGCAACACUGGGGGAAACUUUUUCCGUGAUUGCAUCGCCUUGGAUAUAAACACAAGAGUUAUUGAGAGAAUAAGCCUUUCCUCGGACUUUCAUGUCUUUCUAGGGUUUGCAUAUCUUUCGAGAAUUUCCCAACUCCCUUAAGUCCUCUAAAAAAUAUUAAAAACUAAAUUAAAGUUUAAGGGGGUAUUUUUGCUGUUAAACGAGGUUUAGUUGAUAGAAACUAUAUAAUCCCAUUCUAGUUUUAAUCCAAUACGGGUACAUAUUUUCUCCCAACGCUUUCGUUGUGUAAAAGCCGUGGUGCCAUUCUCAAAUUCGAAUUUGGGUUUGUUUUUUCUUUUUUUAUGAAAAAAGGACCAAAACUCUUUUAAACAGGCACUGAUAAAAGAUUCUCUUGAAACUAGCUGCAAAGUUUUGUACAAGAAGUUAUUUUACGCCUAAUUGGUUCUUAAUGUUUUGCAGAAAGAUCUUGGCAAAAUAUGUAUUUUACGCGCUUAAUGAACUUAAAGGAGUUAGCUGUGACAUCGUGCUUGCAAAGUCUUUUUAAGUUUUAACCAUUGCAAGAAAGGAAUUUUUCUCCAUAUUUAAGCCCAAAACGUGUUCUUUGGAAUCGUGGUUACAUAAUUUGCCCGCAGGGGACUGGAAAAGAAUUUAACGUCAUAAGUGUGUUUAUAUUUCCUCAUCCAAACACAGCUAUUCUCGCUCAAUCAGAGCCCUGACCUCGUUGUAUUUUGGUUAUUUUAAACCAAUAUCUCUCCUAGCCUUGUUCUUAUACCCACAACGGCUGUUGAUCCCUUCGGUUUUAAAUGCUCUUCUAAUAAGCGUAGUAUCAUAAUAGACACAUUGAAUUCUGCAAGCUUAUCGUACUAAGAUAGGUGAAAAUUCAUCAAUACGACAACGAAAGAACCCAAAACAGCGCGGAGUUGUAGCCGUAGACAGCUGUUUCGCCAUUCUUGUGGCCCAUCAUUAUGGCGAAACGAACAGAGAAGCUCUGCUGAAAAAUACCCGCUCACUUCACUCUGUGUUAGAACCCCGACAUUGAACUCCAACAUCCACCACAGAAUCACGCCGUAUCACGUGUCCCCAAUCAGUAUCGCAUUUUAAAUAUAGGAUGGACAAAACCCACCUUAGAGACAUGGGCAAAACCAUGCUAUGUUCGUGGGACAGGCACGCGUAACGAACCCUUAAAAAGGUCUGCGUGGGAGGCUAGUGGCGUGCAGGCUUUUCAACAAGACAAUGGCAACUUAAUCAAACAACAAUAACAAUGACAUAGUUAUAUAGCGUUGAAAAGACAAUGGCAAAACUAAAACUCGCUUGAAUCGCGCUGAAACGAUCAAAAGCGCUGAGAAAACACCAUAAAUAUGACGACAAAGCAAGACGUUGUGAUUUGUACUAUUCAUUGCUAUUUUUGACCCGUAAAAACGAUAUCUUGAAUCCACAUGCCAUAAAAACCCUUAUAAUAUUACUGUUACGCAACAAAGAUACGUUUUAGCAUGGUUAUCUUGACGUCAACUGAAAACCAGCAAUACGAUUGGAGUUGCCGGGGAUAUUAUGUAUUUGUUAGGGCGUACAAAAUUAUCACGUAUCACGUCGUUUCAGCGCAUACAUUAUGAAAAGACAAAUGAAGACAGUGCCUCCUUUCGUAAUUGUAUGUCCCCUCGACCGUCUGAGCCAACAGCUGCGCUUCGCAGAUUUUCUUAAGAAUUUAGCACUCUAAGAAUAAAGAGUCGGUUAUUUAAACCAAGUUUCACUUAGGCAGCGGUUUAGCUAAUAUUUAGACCGCCAGAUCUUUUCUAUAGCACUUGGGUUGUUUCAAGAAAUAAGUGCUUUUCGAGUCUACGCCUUUUAAUAUGCUUUCAUGAAACUUUUUACGUUAAAUGGUGUUUAGACAAAAGCAUUGGGCGAACUGAAAAUGGGUUACAACACGGUUUUGUUAAACACUAGCUAAACUCCUUUUUAAUAGCUGGCACAAAAGAGUUUACUUUUUUCUGCUUUGCAAUUUAUAAUAAAAAAUUAAAACAGUCGUUCCACCAGAAACAGUAGCUGGCGAAUCAGUUGAAGCCGUGAACAGCUAUAGAACACGGUUUUAAACAUCCCCAAGUCAGAGAUCGUACUGCAUGUGGUCAAAGACCUUUUUUCUACAGGACAACUAAGAUUUGGAACUCCUUAGAUAAAUUACUGAAAAACAUCAUAAAUUUUAAAACUUUUAAGGGAUAAGUUAAGGAGUAUUUGUUUGAGAAUUUUAUCUUUAUUUAAUCAGUUUUACUAUUUCAAUCAGUUUCUUUCCGCUUCCGAAGCCAAUAUGGAAAUGUUAAUAAGUUUGUAUCGUUAUGUAUGUAUCAAGACGUGGCUUGCUGCCAAUAAACUCAGUCUGAAUAUGGCGAAAAAUGAGUAUAGUCGGAAACAUACAGAACCAGGCCCCUGUUGUUUAAAAGAUGAAUAAUGCUAUCACUCGGAAAAAUUGCUAUCUAAGGAAAAGUAAUAGCUUACUUCGGAAAGAGUGAUAUGGGAUCGUUUUGGGGGACAAGUCGAGCAGCCACCUUGAAUUUUGACGAGACAUGCAAGUUGUUGUGUGCCUUUGUGCACAAAUAUUUUCAGGAACUUCCCUGGUCUGGCAUUUUGUAGAAUACCAAAGGCAAAAAUAUGUAUGUUUGCUUCAGAACGCUAAUUUGAAGUUGAUCUCCGAUAACACACGGAUUCGCAUUCUUCUGGUUUUUCUCGAAGUAAAAUCGUCCCAGGCACAUCUUCCUUCAGCUUCACAUUUUUAUGUUUUCAAUUCCACCUUACGUUUUGGUAUUUUGAGCUGUUUUAACCCCGCUGCAACAUUCUACUUCGCUUUCCGCCAAGUUUGUUUACAUUCACGUGCCCCCAAAUAAAUUCAUAAAUGCGCGCGCGCCUAGUUUAGGUCCCAGGCUUUCACUGUUUUCCGAAGUGAGCUAUUGCGUUAUCCGAUGGGUAAUGAUUUAUCUGGUGGAUUGCGCUAUUUACCUUUUGAACAAUUGGGGCCAGAUGUAAUUUUUGGCGAUAAACCCUUUAAAAGAGCCAGGUAAGGAAUCAUGUUGUAAGGUACUGAACUUACACAUAGGCAAAUUUCACAUGGGAAAGAAAAACGUUCAUGAACUUGCGAGGAAGGUCAGCACAGCAAUGUUUUUAACGUAACUUUUCUUCCGUUCGUUACCUUUUGUACAACUUACAUAAGCUUAAAUAACUGUUGUUGACUUGUCAAUUUAAUACCAUUUGCAGUGCGUAUUUUGUUUCAUAUAGACACUGCCCACCUAGACUAGCCCUUGCUAUUUGUGGGCAGUGAGAAAAUCAGAACAUUGUAAAUCUGAAUAAACUAAUACAUGAAUGAAUGAAUGUAUCUUCUGGAGCAGGCGCUAUUCGAGAAAGCUUAGACAUUUUGCUGAACAGGACUCUGAUGAUGAAAUGCUUAUCCCAGGUAACCCGCUAACGACGAAAAUACCAGUUGCAAGAGACGACCUCCUACUAAAUAGAAAAUAAAGUCACCAAAUUUGUUUACAAAGUUUACGUUCUAGAAGCUCUACUCCAUUGGAACCAGGAAUAACAUUGGCCGCAAAUAAAAGGAAAAGCCGGCGAAAAAAGCAAUGGACCCGAGGACAACCAGACACACCCAUUAUGGCUCUUGCUAGACAACAACAAAAAAACAAGCAUAAUCUUUUUUCCCCUUAUGUACGUUUCACAAAAGUGCACUGAGCUAAUCAUAGUGGGCCAGUCAAUAACGUGUAGGGAGUAUAUAUAAUCCGGAAAGAUUUAUUAAUAUUGAAAAGGACAUGAGCCAUUAUGGCUCUUGCAAAGGUGAGAAAGAAUUUACUUUCUCCCUUUGGAUUGAUUUCACUUUAUCUUCCAUUUAACAAAUGAAUUAAUAUCAAUUUUAAACAAUUUGACUACAAACUCCAUGUCCGCCCCUUCUCAAAGAACAUUUGACUCAUUUAUAUGCAAGAUUAAUUUACUUCAAUGACUGCAGUCACUGUAAUCAUUGUUAGUUAUACGAAGAUUACAUCUAAACGAUGAUAUCAGCUUCAAAGUUAGUGUCAUUAAACAUUCACUCAUCUUUUACUUUCAUACUGUCAAACUGGAUUAAGUUGAGUCAAGUAGCACUGCUGGUACGCUUGCUAAAUCAUAAAAUUCAUUAAUUGUUUAUCAAAAUUAUGACCAAUCCAUAGGUAUUGUUUGAGUCAAAUACAAACCUGAGCUUUAAAGCUUAAUACAAAACAACCGAGUUGAUGAAUUACAAAUCAGUAGAAUUAACUUUUAAUAGAAACUCCCGCUGCUGCAAAAAAAUAUUGUGUAUGGGUCUUCAUAGCUCAAAUGGUAGAGCACUGCAGCGCUAAAAAACGAAGAAGCAAUGGGUUCAAAUCUCGUUGAAGUUGCGCAGUAUAUUUUUUUUGCGUGAACGAAAAAAUAUAUUUAAAAAUUUAAAAAUUACACUUACCACUGCGACGAUCAUAUCUUUAUUUAAAAAUGAUCUGUUUGUAAGUGAGAUUAUUAGUUUAAGGGCAUAGAUUAUAAUUUUAUUUUGUGCUGUAUGCGUUCUUGGUGCUCAAAACAACUAAGAUCUACCUUAAUGACUGGCUGAGAAUCGUUCGACUUGUGAUGUGACUCUAAUUUGCUCCUCACAAAACAACUGUUAGUUCUCAGCUAUGGAGAUGAAUAAGAUGGAACUAACACUGAAGCCAACCAGCUCCACUGCCAGUGGGCUUAAAAAAAAUUCUAGUAAGAUGCUCCAUGGACUGACACACUGAACUUCAUUUCCUUAGUGUUAUUAUAAGAACUGGCAUUUUAUAUCUGGACUUGGAGAGGGAUAAUAAUGUGUCCCUCUCAAACGGCUUUUUCUUUACAUUUAUAACACAGCUGGUAGCCUGCGAGCAAGCUCUCCGAGGGAGUAAGGCGGCGGGGCAGGAGAAGGAUGAAUGAGAGCAUGCAACUAUGCUCUGAGCGCUUAGAUUUCCUCCAAUCAAUUAAUUAAUUUGUUUUUUAGGAUAAUGAUUACUAGCACAAUCUACCAAAGCCUAGAAGGGGCUGAAAAAAAAAAUCGUGAGUUCCGGCCAAAUCACCCAAACCCGCUCCCACCCCCCUCUGAAAAGAAGUGGCUAACCCCUUAUGAGCUUUUGUAAUUGUGAUUUCUCUGUUUUUUGUAGGACACGGGAUCAAGUGCUACAGGUGUGUUUCAGCAAAAAGCUGGGAUGACUGUGAUCCCGGAAACGUUACCACGUGUUCAAACUCAAGUUCUUGUCUACAGUUUGAAGUUGAUGCAGAAUUUUCAAAUCAUGGAACUUACAGGCUUUUUCAAAGAGAGUGCACCAUGAAAUCGGUAUGCAACGACGACAUUUGCAAGAGAUACAGACAGGUAUCUCCCACCGUCAGAAAGUGUGGUUUCGCAUGCUGCGAAAGUGACCUGUGCAAU
Porites evermanni is the source of this 9198-nucleotide messenger RNA. NCBI's taxonomy places the organism in Eukaryota, Metazoa, Cnidaria, Anthozoa, Scleractinia, Poritidae. The record is from the annotation of a GenBank genome assembly.